Molecule: messenger RNA, 1973 nt
Organism: Ananas comosus (pineapple)
Lineage: Eukaryota; Viridiplantae; Streptophyta; Magnoliopsida; Poales; Bromeliaceae
Product: glycine-rich protein 2-like
Exons: 3
Coding region: 301-1419 (372 amino acids)
Molecular function (GO): protein binding; zinc ion binding; mRNA binding
Source: RefSeq, a predicted model, not a curated record
UGGGGGUAAAUCGGAUAAUUUCAAACGGGUCGAGGUAAAUUGGAUAUUUUGCAAUAAUGAUAGGAAGUUAUUAUUGUCGGUGGUAUCUUAUCGGGUCGGGAUUCGGAUCCGUGCUAAUUUGAACCGAUGCGACUAUAUCUUAUCGGGUCCGAACCCUGAUCUAACCCAAUUCCUAAAAUUCAAAACCUCAGGGAGUUACCCUGUUCUCCCGCUUCACCUCUCUCUCAUCCUUGCCCUCUCCCUUUGUUUCUCCCUCCCCGUCCCCGAUCUAGGGUUAGCGUUCCUUCUUGUCCUUGCGCCAUGGACGAGCCCAUCCUCCAAUUGCUCGUCGAGAAGGGCCGCAGGAAGGGCGAGUCCGUGGAGUGCAAGCCCGGCGCCGCGCUUCGUCUCGGCCGAGUCGUCAGGGGCAACACCUUCGCCCUCCGCGACCCCGGAGUCUCCCAGAAGCACCUCUCCUUCGAGUUCCUUCGAGAGGCCUCGCGAUGGGUUGUCACCGACCUCGACACCUCCAAUGGCACCGUCCUCAACGGCUCCCAGAUAGCCCCCUCCGUCCCCGUCCCCCUCUCCGACGGCGACGCCAUCAAGAUCGGAGAGACGACGUACAUCUCAGUCAAGAUCGCCGGAGGUAGGCCCCGGACGGCGGCGGAGGACGAGGCGGCAGUGGGUCGCCGUGGCCGGAGGAGAGCGGGAGCUCCUCCUCUUCCUCCGGUCAGAUCUGAGGUUGAGAUGCCCUUGGAUUCGGCCGUGGAGGAAGUGUCCGAGGCGUCGGUGGCGAAUGGCAGGGGGAAGGGGAGGGGGAGAGGGAGACUGAGGAAAGCCGCAGCUGCUUCUGCUGGGGUUUCAAUUAAGGAUGAGAUCGUGGAUGCUGUGGCAGUGGAGGAGAGUGUUCCAGAAGUGAAGGAGCGGACGAGGGGAAGAAGGCCUGCAACGAGAGGUAGUUCUAUUAGGGCUUCAAAGGAGGCGGAGAAGGAGGAGCGUCAGGUUUCGGUUACUGUUCCUGAUCUGGCUGAUCAAGAGGCAAAAGAGGAGAAGCAAAGGUUGGGAACAAGAAGGCCUAAUACUAGAGCUACUUCUGCUAGGUUUUCGAAGGAAGUCGAGAAGGAGACUGAGAGUUCCAUCCUUCCGCCUAAUUCGGAGGUUGCAGAGGCAUGUGAGGAUGGGAACUUGCUAAUGGAAGGUAAUGAUGAUAGUGAAGAACAGAAUGAUGGGGAAAGGCAAAGGGAAAGGGAAGGGGAAGAUAAGAGUUUGGACGAGGGAGGAGAUAAUAUGGAUAAUAUGACAUUAGGGGAAUGGUUUGAGAGGAUGGAGAAGUUCUUGCCGCAGGUUAUAAAUGAUAUAUCUGAGGAGAUUAUAUCAAUAUUGAAGGAGAAAGCCGAGAGAUUUGAUGUGUUCAUAGCUACAAAUGCUAAUGCUGGCUAACUCAUGCUGUAUGUUCAACAUUCUCUACAAGGACCUCAGUUCACAAAUACAGGAUUAGGACUCGACCUUCUGCAUUGCUGGAGUCUCCGUGCUAUAUUACAUAUCAAGGCAUCUGCACAAUCACAUUUUUUUUGGUUCCUUGAGGCAUAAAGUAUGGCAUGACAUAUUGGAAUCAAUUAGCUUGUUUUAUUCUCACUUUGUAAUGUCCUCUGGCCCUUUGACAGCUGUGAAUCCCCAAAGGCCGAAGAAGUAUGAACAGAAUGUCUCUGUGGUGUCUACCACUCAAAAGGCAUCUGUUGAAUUUUCUAUUUAAGGGAAUCUGCUAGAGGGCCUUCUUGCUGAUUUUAAGCUCCAUGUUUUCAAAGCAUAUAUGUUGUGGAUCAUAUUUAGGAAGAUAUAUCAGUCGGCAUCUUUAAAGGAGGAAGAAGGGGAAGCGAGCAUCGAGCGAAGUGAGCGGGGGAGCGGGAGCGAUCGACACCCUCCCGAAGCCCUAAGGUCUAGGGUUUCGGUUAGGGCUGUUAGGGUUAGCGUCUUGGGGGACGGCGAUGGCGCAG